This is a messenger RNA of Eupeodes corollae, 710 nucleotides long. It is a transcript of the gene mRpS10, whose product is annotated as 28S ribosomal protein S10, mitochondrial. The coding region runs from base 114 to 653 and encodes 179 amino acids. NCBI's taxonomy places the organism in Eukaryota, Metazoa, Arthropoda, Insecta, Diptera, Syrphidae. The record is from RefSeq and is a predicted model, not a curated record. The transcript is spliced from 3 exons. Gene Ontology annotation, cellular component: mitochondrial small ribosomal subunit; mitochondrion.
UAUGGCUGUUUUUCAUUUUGACAGUUUCAUAUAUAUCUGCUACUUGUCAAUGUCAAUUUAGUUUUAGUUUUGCUUCUUGCAUAACGUUAUUUAUUUAGUAUCAGACAGACAUUAUGCUCGCGGCCUUAAGAAAUCUACGCUUGACAACUCCAUUGAAGAAUGGAAUCAGCCCUAUAUCUCCCUACUCGGCUCUAUCUACAGAUACAGAAUCUGCAUCUGUCACAAAAACUCCAAAGCUGGGGCUUCAAGAAGCCGUUGCAAACGAAAGUCUAGAAAAAGAUAAAUUGUACACCCGAUUGGAACUUGAGUUACGAGGUAUUGAUCCUGCAGUCUUGAAGAGUUAUUCCUGGUUUGCAACGACAGCGGCAAAUCACUUGGGUAUCGAGAUUGGAAAUUGCUGGGCUCCACGAAAGGCACAUCAUGAUAGGAUAACAUUACUGAAGUCUGUUCAUAUUUACAAGAAACACAGGGUUCAAUACGAAAUCCGGACUCAUUUUCGGUAUCUUAAUUUUCACAAAUUGACCGGUUCAACUCUGGACACAUUUUUGGAGUAUGUCGAACGGAAUCUGCCGGAGGGAGUAGCUCUGCACGCAACAAAACAAGAAAUACAAGAAAUCCCAGAACAUUUAAGAGAAAUUCCAUCAUCAGAGUGAAUGUAUUAAUUUAUUUAAGAAGUGAAAUGCAAUCUUUCAAAACAUUGAUUUAAAGUU